Messenger RNA from Hyaena hyaena (striped hyena), 1770 nucleotides. Its product is annotated as cationic amino acid transporter 3-like. Gene Ontology annotation, cellular component: plasma membrane. Gene Ontology annotation, molecular function: amino acid transmembrane transporter activity. Bases 1 to 1770 code for a protein of 589 amino acids. NCBI's taxonomy places the organism in Eukaryota, Metazoa, Chordata, Mammalia, Carnivora, Hyaenidae. Gene Ontology annotation, biological process: amino acid transport; transmembrane transport. The transcript has a single exon. The record is from RefSeq and is a predicted model, not a curated record.
AUGCUACAUCAGGUACUUCGCCGAUUUGGUCAAAAACUUGUACGCAAGCGUAAGCUGUGGCAACCUGUGACUGAAGAUGACCAACUCAGAAGACUGAGCACUCUGGAUUUAGUGGCCCAGGGUGUAGGCCGCACAGUAGGUAUAGGUGUAUAUGUCCUGGCUGGUGAGGUGGCCAGAAAUCAAGCAGGACCAUCCAUUGUGAUCUGCAUUUUGGUGGCUGGCCUAUCUACUGUGUUGGCUGGGCUGUGCUAUGCAGAGAUUAGUGCCCGGGUUCCCCAUUCUGGCUCUGCAUAUCUCUAUAGCUUUGUCAUUAUAGGUGAACUCUGGGCUUUCAUCACUGGGUGGAACCUCAUCCUCUCCCUUGUUGCUAAUAAAGCCAUUGUGGCCCAUGCAUGGAUUUUAGCUUUUGACAACCUGCGUGGGAACAAGAUUUCUCAGACCCUGCAUGAGAGCAUCUCAGCGCUUAUUUCUCGUGUCUUUACAGAAUAUCUAGACUUUUUUGUUGUGGGCCUCGUGUUGUUGCUCCUCGAUUUAUGGACUCUGAGAAUUAGUUGGACUUUCCAGGUUACUAAAGUGUUCACAUCAGUGAAAAUUUUGGUUCUCGGUUUUGUCAUCAUCUCUGGCUUCAUUAAGGGCGACCUGCACAACUGGAAGCUCACAGAAGAGGACUACAUAAAGGUUGGACUUAAUGACACUUUUAAGUUGGGCCCUCUGGGCUCUGGAGGAUUUGUACCUUUUGGCUUUGAAGGGAUUCUUCGUGGAGCAGCUACCUGUUUCUAUGCAUUUAUUGGUUUUGAAUGUAUUGUUACCAAAGUAAAAAAAGUCAAGAAUCCUCAGCAUUCCAUACCCAUAGCCAUAGUGAUUUCACUGUUCAUCAGUUGUUUUGUGCAUUUUGGUGUGUCAAUGGCACUUACACUGAUGGUGCCGUACUACCAGCUCCAACCUGGUAGCACCUUGUCUGAAGCAUUUCUUCAUAUUGCUUGGGCCCCUGCCUACUAUGUUGUAGCUUGUGGAUUUUUCUGUAGUGUUUCUGCAAGCCUUUUGGGCUAUUUUUACCCCAUAGUUCAGGUGAUAUACAUCAUGGCAUGGGAUGGCCUCCUUUUCCCUGUCCUUACCAAAAUCCUUUAUACCACAAACAUCCACAUAAUGGCCACUGUGAUCUCAAGCAUUAUUGCAGCCAUCAUGGCAUUCUUCUUUAGACUCACUGAUCUUGUGGACCUCAGGUCAAUUGGGUCUCUGAUAUCUCACUCCCUGGUAGCUAUCUGUGUUCUCAUCAUAAGGUAUCAGCCUGAGAAGAAAGGGGGAAAUGAAGCAGUGGUGCAGGAGGAGAAUGGACUUGUAGCACAGAAGCUGACUCUACAGCAACUAAUUUUUCCAGGCAGCUCCACCCCUACUCCACUCUCUGGCCGGGUUGUCUAUGUUUGCUCCUCACUCCUUGUUAUGCUGAUCAUUCUUCUUUGCUUGGUGGUGACCCAAUGGCCAGUUCUGCUUUCUGGAGACCCAGUGUGGGUUUCAGUGGCUGUGCUGCUCCUGGUGCUCAUCACUGGGCUCACUGGGGUCAUCUGGAGACAGCCACAGAGCUCCAGUCCCCUUCCCUUUAAGGUCCCUGCUCUGCCUCUUCUCCCACUACUGAGCAUCUUCAUGAAUAUUUGCCUUAUGAUGCAGAUGACCAUUGACACCUGGGCCCGAUAUAGUGUCUGGAUGCUGAUUGGGUUUGUUAUCUACUUCAGCUAUGGGAUCCAGCACAGCCUAGUCCCUAACCCGUCUUAG